GUUUCUCUCUUCUUUUUGUUUUCUUUUUCUUAUUAAUAAAUCUAGCUAUUGAUGUGAGUGUGCCUGCUUGAGAGCGAGAGGAGAUGGCCAAGGCGGGGGAAGUGGCGUGAAAAGCCCAAGUGGCGAGCGGGGUCUCCCUGAGAAGAGGGCAAUAUGGCCCGCCACGGCCCCCAGUAUGUUUCUGGAGAUUUUACUCCUGAUGAGUUCAAUCAGUUUUUGGUGACUCCUUGUUCUUCUAUCGAGCUUCCGCCAUAUAAUUAAACAAUUUUGUGUGACACUGAAACCCCAGAGGAACGGCAUGAUGUUCUCAGUGUCACAGGAGAAGAGUAUCAACGAAUUGAGUUUGGUGUUACUGAAGUUAUUGAACAAGAUGAAUCUUUACUGAAUACCACUGACUACAGUCAUUCAAGCACACUGAAUCCUCAGGCCCCAAAAUUUAUUCUUGGUUGCACAACUUCCAAAAAGAACCAUGAUGACAUACAUAAUGCAACCAACUACAACUCUAUCAACUACCAGUUCACAAGCCCUGUGCUUGCUUUGGAUAAUGGUUCUAAUGCCGAAGCUGAAAAUAUAGAAAAUGGCAGCCUUUCUGGCAGCCUUGGACAAAGGGAACAUACAAAGAAGAACAAAAGGCCAUUUGGAUACUACAGUUAUUUGAAAGAUGGCAGUGAUCAUAUCCCUACAGAAGCCCUUGUAAAUGGUCAUGCAGAUUCAUCAGUACUGAACAGUAUAAGCACAGAGGAUAUAGAAUUUAUGAGAAAUAUACCAUCAUCAGCUAGACCAAGGACUUGUAAUAGCCCUGAAAAUUCCGUGAACUUCAUCAGUGACACUGUGACUGAUGAUUCUUUUCCUAGAGCACUAGACAAUACCAGUACUGCAGGGCAGCCUGAGGUAUGCCAUGUUACUAAUUUUGAACAGUCUUGCAUCCCUUCAGAGGCUGGCAGGAGUAGCCCAUUAAAGACAGCUGUUGCACAGCCUUAUUCUGGUGCUACUGAAAAUCUUGGUGUUGCUAAUGGACAAACACUUGAAUCCUCUGUUGAGGGCCCAGCUGCCAAUGGGGUAGAAUUGUACACUGUGGAAAGCACUGACUCAGAUCCAGCUAAGCAUGACAAUGCCUCACCUACUGCUGAAGUCAGAACCCCUGUUACAGGAUCAAUUUCUGUUAAUCAACCUGCUAAAUCUUGGGCUAGCCUUUUUCACAAUUCUAAGCCCUCUGCUUCCACACCUGUGGCUUAUGUUGAAACUAAAUAUUCCCCUCCUGCCACAUCUGCUCUGGUCCCUGAAAAACAAGUUGAAGUCAAAGAAGGGCUUGUUCCAGUUUCAGAGGAUCCUGUAGCCAUAAAGAUUGCAGAAUUACUAGAAAAUGUAACGCUAAUGCAUAAACCAGUAUCUUUGCAACCCUGGGGGCUGAUCAAUAAAGGACACUGGUGCUACAUCAAUGCUACACUGCAGGCAUUGGUUGCUUGCCCCCCAAUGUAUCACCUCAUGAAGUUCAUUCCAGUGUAUUCAAAAGUGCAGCGGCCAUGCACAUCAACACCCAUGAUAGACAGUUUUGUUCGACUAAUGAAUGGGUUAACCAAUAUGCCAAUACCUCCAAAAGCCAAACAAGCUCUUGGUGACAAGAUAGUGAGGGAUAUCAGCCCUGGAGCUGCCUUUGAACCUACUUAUAUAUAUAGACUACUGACAGUUAUCAAGUCAGGCCUCUCUGAGAAGGGUCGACAGGAAGAUGCUGAAGAAUAUCCAGAAUUUAUUCUAAAUGGACUACAUGAGGAAAUGCUGAACUUAAAGAAACUUCUUAUACCAAAUAAUGAAAAUUUUUCAGUUUCCAAUGGACCUGACGCACAGUCUGUACAUGAAGAUGAACAGGGACAUGGAGAAGGUAGUGAGGAUAAAUGGGAACAGGUUGGUCCCCAGAACAAAACUUCAGUCACUCGGCAAGCUGACUUUAUUAAGACUCCAAUUACUGGUAUCUUUGGGGGACACCUAAGAUCUGUAGUUUACCAGGAGAGUUCAAAGGAAUCUGCCACUUUGCAGCCAUUUUUUACCUUGCAGUUGGAUAUCCAAUCUGACAAGAUACACACAGUCCGGGAUGCAUUGGAAAGUCUGGUAGCAAGAGAAUCUGUCCAAGGAUAUACCAUAAAAACCAACCAAGAGGUUGAGAUUAGUCGGAGAGUGACCCUGGAAAAGCUCCUCCCCCUUCUUGUUCUGCACCUCAAACGGUUUGUGUAUGAAAAGACUGGUGGAUGUCAAAAGCUUAUCAAGAAUAUCGAGUAUCCUGUGGACUUGGAGAUUAGCAGAGAGCUGCUUUCUCCAGUUGUAAAAAACAAAAAUUUUAAAGGCAGAAACUAUCAUCUUUUUGCAGUGAUCUAUCAUCAUGGAAACAGUGCACCUGGUGGUCAUUAUACUGCAGACGUCUUCCAGAUUGAUCUGAAUGGCUGGUUACAUAUUGAUGACCAGGCAGUUAAAGUGAUUAACCAGUACCAGGUGGUGAAGCCUUCUGCUGAACGCACAGCCUACCUCCUGUACUAUCGCCGAGUUGACCUGCUCUAAAACUUCUUUCUCUGUGCUGUGUGUGCAAGAUACCUGCUUUCUAGAAUACCAACUCUACUAACUUUUUUUCCUCUCUCUAAUGGCUCUUUUGAGUGAAACUUUAUUUCUCCUUUGCAACUAUGGGAUAGAAUGGAAAAGAAAUUUAACUCUCUUGGAGUUUGUGCACAGCAUAGUUUACGCUGAUUUUUAACUUCCUAAUCAAAAUCAUUUGGUUGAAAGACUAUUGCUUGAUUUAAAAAAAUAAAAAAGCCCCUUUAUUUCUGAAUAAUGCUGAUUCCUGUGUUGAUAUAGGGGAUUUGC
Messenger RNA from Monodelphis domestica (gray short-tailed opossum), 2850 nucleotides. Its product is annotated as ubiquitin carboxyl-terminal hydrolase 10-like. The record is from RefSeq and is a predicted model, not a curated record. Gene Ontology annotation, biological process: DNA damage response, signal transduction by p53 class mediator; regulation of autophagy; protein deubiquitination. Lineage: Eukaryota; Metazoa; Chordata; Mammalia; Didelphimorphia; Didelphidae. Gene Ontology annotation, molecular function: cysteine-type deubiquitinase activity. Gene Ontology annotation, cellular component: nucleus; early endosome; cytosol.